This is a messenger RNA of Pyricularia pennisetigena, 1476 nucleotides long. RefSeq lists its product as uncharacterized. Gene Ontology annotation, biological process: fungal-type cell wall (1->3)-beta-D-glucan biosynthetic process. The record is from RefSeq and is a predicted model, not a curated record. Gene Ontology annotation, cellular component: fungal-type cell wall; cytoplasm. The transcript has 4 exons. Lineage: Eukaryota; Fungi; Ascomycota; Sordariomycetes; Magnaporthales; Pyriculariaceae. Gene Ontology annotation, molecular function: 1,3-beta-glucanosyltransferase activity. Bases 1 to 1476 code for a protein of 491 amino acids.
AUGCUUGUCAAGUCUAGCCUCCUCGCCCUCGGGGCAGCAUCCAUUACUGCUGCAUUGAAGCCGGUCGUCGUCAAGGACAACCACUUUGUUCACCCAGACAAUGGCAAUCGCUUCCAGAUCAUCGGUGUCGCCUACCAGCCUGGUGGUUCUGCUGGUUACAAGCCCGAAUCUGGAAUUGAUCCUUUAAGCAACGCCGAUGUUUGCUUGCGUGAUGCCGCCCUCAUCCAAAGUCUGGGCGCCAACGCCAUCCGAGUUUACAACCUGAACCCCAACCUGAAUCACGACGAGUGCGCAAGUAUCUUCAACGCUGCUGGCAUUUACAUGGUUCUCGACGUCAAUUCUCCCCUUGUCGGCGAAUCCAUUACGAGCCACAACCCUUGGGAGUCAUACUACGGCUCAUACGUCAACCGCACGUUGGCUGUUGUUGAGGCUUUCAAGGACUACCCCAACACUCUUGCUUUUUUCUCGGGCAACGAGGUCAUCUCUAAUGUAGACACUGGAGCCACGGUGCCCCCCUAUAUUCGUGCCGUGACGCGCGAUUUGAAGAACUACAUCGCCAAGCACAGCAAGCGGUCCAUCCCCGUGGGCUACUCGGCUGCCGAUGUUCGCUCCGUCCUUUUUGACAGCUUCAACUACUUUCAGUGCGCCAUCGAUGGCAAAUCGGACGACAUGAGCAGAGCCGACUUGUUCGCUCUGAACAGCUACUCUUGGUGCGGUGACAGCAGCUUCACCAAGAGCGGCUACGACCAGCUCGUCGCUGGCUUCAAGGACACGUCAGUUCCUGUCUUUUUUUCCGAGUACGGCUGCAACACUCCUUCUCCCCGUAUCUUCACGGAAGUCGGCGCCAUAUAUGGCGACCAGAUGAACACUGUCUUCAGUGGUGGUGUCGUCUACGAGUACGUCCAGGAGGCCAACAACUUUGGACUGGUCGAGAUCAAUAAGGAUGGCUCGGUCACGGUUCUCGAUGACUAUUUCAAGCUGAAGGAUCAGCUCGCCAAGCUUGACUUCAAGAAGGUUCAGGGUGUCUCUGCCGCUGCUGGUCAGAGUGCUGCGCCACCCAAGUGUGACACUAGCUUGAUCAAGGAGAAGGGCUUCAACAACAACUUUACACUGCCCGUCCCUCCCCCUGGGGUGCCCGAGAUGCUUCAGAAUGGUAUCAAGCCCGCUCCGGUCGGCAAGCUCGUCGACAUCAAGUCGUGGAAGGUUACUCAUGCCGUCAAGACCAAGGCUGGCAAGAGCAUUGACGGCCUCGAAGUCAAGCAGCUCACCAACAACGCCAUCAACCAGCCUGGGUCUAACAGCGGGGCUGGAUCUGGCACGCCCACCAACUCGAGCUCGAGUGGGUCGACCGGCUCGACCGGCAGCGCGUCGUCUUCUUCUGACAAAAAGGAUGCUGCUGGCAAUGUCCGGGUUGGCUAUGCGACGGUGCUUAUGUCUGCCGCGGCCGCCGCAGCAUGUGCCGUCUUUGUAUUCUAG